Messenger RNA from Electrophorus electricus (electric eel), 2551 nucleotides. RefSeq names its product dystrotelin (gene dytn). Gene Ontology annotation, biological process: synaptic signaling. The record is from RefSeq and is a predicted model, not a curated record. Gene Ontology annotation, cellular component: plasma membrane. Gene Ontology annotation, molecular function: zinc ion binding. Lineage: Eukaryota; Metazoa; Chordata; Actinopteri; Gymnotiformes; Gymnotidae.
CAGCGACUUCCGUCUUUAGUUUUGCUUUUCUGAAAGGUGCCUUACACUGACUGGCCACUGGGGAUCCGAAUUCAAAAGAGGGCAUAAAUGAAAUCCGUCCUGCAGUUUACCGCGCUACUCUGAAACUCCAGUCCCUACAGAAAUUAUGCAACAUGAAUGCAGUCAUGCUGCAGGACCUCCACCCUGUUCUCCGUGCUGUGGGGGAUCCUGGAGAUCCAGCGAUACGUCUGUCUCUGGGGGCCCUGAGGCAGAGCCUGGAGCAGCUCUUCCCACAGGAGCUGCCUGGUCAGCAGACAUGUGAGGCCUCUGAGCAGACUGCCAGACUUCUCUUCAAACUGUACGACAGGGAGGAGACUGGCUUUGUCCUUCUCAGAUCUGUGGAAGCUGCACUGGUGGUCCUGUCAGGAGACUCCCUUACAGCCAAACAUGGAGCUCUCUUCCAGUUGGCAGCCAGCAGUAGCAGGGGGCUAGGCCUAGAGGACGUCUCUGUCAGCCGUGCUGGCCUCAGGGUCAUGCUGUAUGAUCUCAGCCAGGUCCCUGCUGCCGUACAGGAGAGCCAUGUGUUUGGUGAAGUGGAGACAGCAGUCCACUCCUGCUUUAAUGGCGUGCCCAGUGCAAGUGUAGGAGAGGAGCACCUGGUCAGGUGGCUGCAGGAGGAGCCACGUCUGCUACUGUGGCUCUCCACCCUCUACCGGCUCUCCAUCAGCAAGGACGUGCAGCACCAAGUCCGCUGCUCCGCCUGUAAGGGCUUCCCCAUCACAGGCCUCAGGUAUCGCUGCCUGAAAUGUGUAAACCUGCACCUGUGCCAAACCUGCUUCCUCACCGAGAGGCGUACCAGGAAGCACAAACCCUCCCAUCCAGUGCUGGAAUACUGCACGCAGCCUUCAUGGAAAGAGUCAAUGAUGUCACUGGCAUCCAGUGCACGCCACACUCUCCUGCCCCGCCGCUACACCACAAGACAGCUGGAGACGAGUACAGCCCUUAAUGGCUACCCUCGGCACAGUGCACCUGUUCCACUGUGUAACGUUGCUCCUGGAGGCGUGGAUGCUCUUCAUCCUCAUCCUGCUCUUCCUCCUCCACAGAUGAAAGGGGAGUCCAAAGCCCUGCAAAAAGAUGAGCCUGACAUAAAACCUCAGUGUCCCCCCAGUGCACCUGCUCCACUGUGUGACGUUGCUCCUAGAGGCAUGGACACUCUUCAUCCUCAUCCUCCUCUUCCUCCUCCACAGAUGAAAGGGGAGUCCAAAGCUCUGCAAACAAACGAGCCUGACCCACAACCUCAGAUGAAAGGGAAGUCCAAAGCUCUGCAAACAGACGAGCCUGACACACAACCUCAGAGAAAAAUGUCGCUUCUCCAAACAGACCUAAGCAUCACACAGAAAGCCAUGAGGGACUUGGAGAGAGAUAAAUGGCUCCUCGAGAGAGAGUUUCAGGUGUGGAGGGCAACAGCCCAAUCGAAGCAUGACUCUCUGGAGGACAGGUGCACAGAUCUGGAGUCCACCAUGGAGGUGCUGGUCCAACAGAGCCAACAGCUGGAGGAUGAGCUGGGAAGAGUCCGACAUGCAUUGAGUGUGAUGGUAAGGGAAGAGUCUGGCAGAGAUAUCCAGGAGUCUGGCAGAGAUAUCCAGGAGUCUAGCAGAGAUAUCCAGCAACCCAUCCAUAUGGCUACUCCACAGCAGGACAAUGGCAACAACGGGAGUGAGAGACAGUCAACGUCUAAGAGUCUGGACUCCAAGGGCAGUUCUCUCUCCAGUUCACCCUUCAGUUCUUCAGAGAUGGAAGAGGACAAGAGAGAAGAGAGGAAGAGGGAGACGGAGGAAGAGGAUGAUGAGGCUCUUCAUUUGGUGCAAGAGGGCAGUGACAUGGAUGUAGUUAUGGAUGAGUUUGUGACAAAUUUGCAAGAGGAGGUCCUGCUUGUUGAAGAUUCUAAAGAGGUGGGCCUAGAGGAAGAGGAGGGGCCGGGGCUUGACAGACAGGUGUGUAUCACAGAAGAUUCACGCUUGGAGGGCUUUAUCCAGGAGGACAAUUUUGGACCAGAUAGCUCUGAUGAGGAGAAAGAGCAGGAGCUCCGUGACCUGACACAGCGCCUCAAGGGGGCGCUACUUCUAUCCACACCUACAGGGUAUGGUUCUUCUCAGAAAGAGGCCCUGUUACAGGCAGCCAGAGGAGUUGGAGAUUCAGUAUUUCACAUGGUUACUUCUCUCAGAUCCUUCACCGGGUCAUCAUAGUACCCCAGUCAGAGUGCCCACGGUGGCAAAUUCCACAUUCUCACUUCACCUUCCUACACCACUCAGCCCCGCCCUGUUCACAACAGACCCAGAGCCAAGCUCCUUCUUUCAGACAGCACAAUAUGGACCAUCUGGAGCUGGCCAGCAAACCGAUCACCUCCCACAGGAGUGUGGAAGCGUGUCAAUAGCAGGGAGGCUUGGUGCGGCAGGUGGGUGAGUUCACCUGGCAACAGGACGCAGCAUGUGCUGGAGACACGGAGCUACAGAACAGAACUCAGACAGGUCCAAACGUAUGAUCCUGCCCCAAGAAAGGAACAAACCCCCCC